AGGGAGGAGAAGAGAGAGAGAGAAAGAGAAUGGUGCAUAGUGAGGGGGGCCUCAUUAUAUCCUUCCAGGACAAUGCGUGGCCCGUGCUUACCAUACUGAGGUGGCCACUCAAGUGGCUGUUCAAACAUUUAAAGCACAUCCUACUAAAUACAGAAGGUCUCUGUAAGACAGAUGAGCCCAGAGCUUCUCUGGCUGAAAUGGGAGUGAGGGGCUGAGAUCCCUCCCAACCCCCUUCUCACCAAAUCACCUCUGACAAGCACAGGAUAAAAACCUUUGACCUGGACGAUUCCAGGUAUCCGGGCUGCUUUUGUCAUGUUUUCACAAACAUACAGUUCAUCGAGGUUUGGAACGGGGACCUACGAGAUCAUCUGCAGAGCCUUAGCUUUGGAGACACAACUGUUGCUAGCACGGAGCCCAGGUUCACUGUGAAGUUGUCUGGCUGAGCUCCCGCAAUCCUGCCACCAGCCGGUGCUCGUGUGACCUGCUCUGUUUUUCCACUUUACUUCUUUUUAGACAUGGGCUUGCUAAUCACCCUCCUCAACUGUGACACCCAAGAAAAGCUGAGAGAGUAAAGUUAUAUGCAGCCUUCCUGUGACCUGUUUGCAUGUACCCGGUCAAUAAAACUCAGGCAGAGUGACAGUGACAGCUGCCUUGUGGCAUUCAGAGGGAAUUGAGCAGUUUAGCAGCCUCCUGGACAAGUAUAUCAUUACAGCCCAGCUGCUCAGAGAAAAAACACCUAAACGCUGGGGGACAGGCACAGCUCCUGCAGCCACCCAGGGACCUGUCUCGGAUACCUGCAAGGCCUGAUCAAGACUCUCCAGGCAGCUUUCUCCACGCUAGGACCGCCUAGUCACAAGUGGGUUCUCACCCGGACGCAGGCUCCCUGCCUGCAACAGCCUGGCUUUUAGCAGCUGAGAGGACACAGUCCCUGCUGGGAGGUGGCAGAGGAGAGUGAAUAGAAGGGAAGGUACGAUGGGGGCCAGGCAGUCAAGGGCCAGCUCCAAGGAUAAGGGCCCCAAGAGGAUACUGUUCACGGGGAGGAGACAGAAGUUUUCUCCGUGGGACGAUGCCCUGCUCCCGGGAAGGGACCCGCGGUCUCUGCUGAAGCGAGGCAUGCACCACGUCAGCUUCAGCCUGGUCACCAGAGGAAUGACAGACAUCCCCGACUUUCUGUGGGGCUUGUCCGAGGUCCAGAAACUCAAUCUGUCUCACAACCAGCUCCGGGUUCUCCCUCCCGAGGUGGGGAAACUGACCCGGAUCGUGGUCCUGAACUUGUGCGGGAACCGCCUGAAGAGCCUGCCCAGAGAAGUGAGCCUCCUGCAAGGCCUCAGGGUCCUGUUUGUCAACAUGAACUGCCUGACCGAGGUGCCGGCCGAGCUGAGCUUGUGCCGAAAGCUGGAGGUCCUGAGCUUGUCGCACAACUGCCUGUCCCAGCUCCCUGCGUGCUUCGCUGACCUCUCCAGACUGAGGAAGCUGAACCUCAGCAACAACCUCUUCGCGCACAUCCCCAUGUGUGUGUUCUCCCUGAAGGAACUGAUUUUCUUGCACGUGGGCUCGAAUCGCCUGGAAAACAUCGCUGAGAGCAUCCAGCACCUGACCAGCCUUCAGAUCUUCAUCGCAGAGGCCAACAAUAUCCACUCCUUCCCGAGGUCGCUUUGCCUGGUCACCAGCCUGGAGCUGCUGAACCUCAACAGCAACGACAUCCAGAACCUCCCAAGCGAACUCCACCUGCUGUGUAGACUGGUGAGGAUCGCCUGGAAUCCCAUGGACAAAGGGCUCCACAUUUCCCACAACCCUUUAUCCAAGCCUCUGCCGGAGCUGGUGGAGGGGGGCCUGGAGAUGCUCUUCGGCUACCUGAAGGACAAAAAACACACAUGACGUGGGUCCUGGAGGCCUGGAUGGGAGACAACUCACCU
Chlorocebus sabaeus (green monkey) is the source of this 1916-nucleotide messenger RNA. RefSeq names its product leucine rich repeat containing 30 (gene LRRC30). Gene Ontology annotation, cellular component: cytoplasm. NCBI's taxonomy places the organism in Eukaryota, Metazoa, Chordata, Mammalia, Primates, Cercopithecidae. Gene Ontology annotation, molecular function: protein binding. The record is from RefSeq and is a predicted model, not a curated record.